Molecule: messenger RNA, 2280 nt
Organism: Ceutorhynchus assimilis (cabbage seed weevil)
Lineage: Eukaryota; Metazoa; Arthropoda; Insecta; Coleoptera; Curculionidae
Source: the annotation of a GenBank genome assembly
AAAGACUGGUGCGGUCGAUACACUCCGGUACCUAUACCUUUUACCAACCGGCGUGCUUUGGGCUCCGCUUUUGAUUUGUUUUGUUGAUCAGUCUCAUUCAGAAUUUUGUUUUGCUUGCAACUGUUGAUUUGCGAUUUUUAAUUAACGGUGUGUGGUCGAACUCAAUGUGAAUGAUACCGGUCAUAUUACUCAUAUUGCAUAAUUAGGAAAACGGAAAUUAAUCCUACAAGAUGAUACCAAGAAUAAUUAUAUGUCACCUAGCACUUGUAUGUUUCCUAAUAUACUGUGAUAAAAUAUUAGCCAAAGAUGCUAAUAUCGAAGAAGAAGAAUACGAAGCACGCAACUUUCUAAUAUUGUUGAAUAGGCAGAGCGAAAGGGAUGCUAACAGACUUGCCAUAGCCCAAUGGGCAUACGCUUCUAAUCUGACCGAUGAAAACUUGCAGGCUCAGCUAGCUAUUGCUUCGGAAGUUGCCAAAAAUGAAAAGGAAGCAUGGCAAAGAGUGACCCAGUUUAACUGGCAACGAUUUUCCGACUACAACUUAAGAAGGCAAUUCCAAAAAUAUUCAGUAUUGGGCACAUCUGCUCUGCCCGAAGAGAAAUUCAAACAACUGAACAAAAUCAUUAGCGAUAUGGAAACGAUUUAUUCCAAAGCUAAGAUUUGUCCUAAAGACAGCAAAGAUGGAAAAGAGUGUAAUCUGAGUUUAGAACCUGAUCUAACUCAAAUAUUGGCUGUAUCUAGAGACGCUGAAGAGCUAAAGCACACCUGGUUGAAAUGGAGGGAUGCCAUUGGACCAAAAUGCCGUGGAUUGUACAAGGAUUACGUAGAACUUUCCAACGAAGCAGCUAGAUUAAACGACUUCACCGACAAUUCCCAAUAUUGGCUCCACGACUACGAAGAUCCGAACUUCAAAACCGCGGUCUUCAAUUUGUGGGAACAACUUAAACCGCUGUACCUUCAAAUUCAUGCCUACGUAAGAACGAAGCUGAGAGAAAAAUACGGCGAUAUUGUGAGCGAAAAAGGACCGAUUCCUGCUCAUUUGCUCGGUAAUAUGUGGGCUCAAACAUGGAAUAAUGUUGCAGAAUUCAUGUUGCCAUAUCCGGACGUUCGUGAUCAUAAUCUUACCGCCAUACUUAUAGAAAAGAACUACACUGCCACAGAGAUUUUUAAAACUUCCGAAGCAUUCUUCAAGUCAAUAAACCUAACAGCAAUGCCGGAAACCUUCUGGAACAACUCAAUUUUGGAAAAACCUGCGAAUCGCGAAUUGAUCUGUCACGCUUCCGCUUGGGAUUUCUACGACGGAAAAGAUUUUAGAAUCAAACAAUGUACAGAAGUAACUGACGAACAAUUUAUAACGGCUCACCACGAAAUGGGCCACAUAGAAUACUUUCUACAGUAUAAAGAUCAACCAUUUCAAUUCCGCGAGGGUGCUAACGAUGGAUUCCAUGAAGCUAUUGGUGAUUUGAUAGCACUUUCUGUUAAUAGCAAUAAACAUUUGAAAAAAAUCGGAUUGUUACCCAAUGAGAAAGACGAUCCAAAAGGAGUUUUGAACAACCUAUUCAAACUUGGUUUAAGUAAAAUAACUUUCUUGCCAUUCGGUUACCUGAUGGACUUGUGGCGAUGGGAUAUAUUUUCUGGAAAAACCACGUCGGAAGAUUACAAUUGCAAAUGGUGGGAAUUAAGAGAAAAAUAUCAGGGUGUAGAACCACCAGUUGAUAGAAGUGAAGAAGACUUUGAUCCUGCUGGAAAAUAUCAUAUUGUUGCCGAUGUACCAUAUCUAAGAUAUUUCAUCUCUUUUGUGCUCCAAUAUCAAUUCCAUCGAUCUCUUUGCGAAAAAGCCGGACAAUAUGAGCCGAAUAAUGUAGAAAAGCAGUUGCACGAAUGUGAUAUUUACGAAAACACUGUAGCAGGAAAUCUUUUGAAACAAAUGUUGGAAAUGGGCUCUUCGAAACCAUGGCCUGAUGCGUUGGAAGUUUUAACAGGACAACGAACCAUGGACGCAACAGGAAUUUUGGAUUUCUUCAAACCAUUAUCGAAAUGGCUCGAAGAGGAAAAUAAGAAAAAUAAUGCGUUUAUAGGAUGGGAACGAUCGAAAAAAGUUUGUACAAGAACUCGCCAAGAACUUCUAGAAAAUUCACCAUCAAGUAGUACCUCAACAGUAUCAGAAGGACCUUCGACGACCGAAUCUACCUAAUGAAUUUAUUUUCGGCCACUAGGCGUAUGUUUCAUGUACUUAUUCAGCUACUGAUUUAACAUUUCAAUAAAAAGUAUAUUUUUAUUAA